UCAAUUCCUUUAAAUUUCGAUCAACGAAAAGCACUACCCAGAAAACCCAAUUUGCAUAAAAAGAACUGGAGAAUUUGAAUAAAGAUUUGGCUAAGGAAAAAGCAAAAUGAGAAGAAGACCUGGAAUUGGAGGAUUGCAGACAGCUGCAGCUGCAAGGGAUCAAUACCGUUUGUUGGGUGAAAAUGUAGCAAAGAUCAGAACCGAUUUGAUGAAGGAGCAACUUGCCACGUUUCGUUCUCAGCUUGAAGAUUUUGCUCGCAAACACAAGAAUGACAUCCGCAAGAACCCUGCGUUCAGGUCGCAGUUCCAUGAAAUGUGUGCUAAAGUUGGAGUAGAUCCAUUGGCCUCCAAUAAGGGUUUCUGGGCAGAGCUAUUAGGAAUUGGUGACUUCUAUUAUGAACUUGGUGUUCAAAUAGUGGAUAUUUGCUUGGCCACUAGAGCUCACAAUGGAGGACUGAUCAACCUGCAAGAACUCUGCCAUCUCCUUCGUCAAAGACGAAAAAGUGAUCGUGGAGUUGUUUCUGAGGAUGAUUGCCUGCGUGCUAUUAGUAAGCUGAAGGUGUUGGGCAGUGGUUUUGAAGUUAUUUCCGUUGGAAAGAGAAAACUUAUUCGUUCAGUUCCAACUGAGUUGAACAAAGAUCACAAUGAAAUUCUAGAACUUGCCCAGGCUCAAGGAUUUGUGACUGUUGAAGAAGUAGAGCGGCGGUUAUCUUGGACUUCUGGUCGAGCCAUUGAUGCCCUUGAGACAUUACUUGACGAAGGACUUGCAAUGAUUGAUGAUGGUCAUAGAGAUGGUAAACGACGGUACUGGUUUCCUUGUGUGUCUCCCAUCUCAUCUUAUGUAGGAGUUGAUUCCUAAUAAAUUUAAUAGAAAGAAAACUGAGGUCUGAUUUUUGAAGGCCUAUAUAUUUAGAUUGUUGCAAACUUUAAAUCAAUUAUUUCUUUUGAUUUCUUGAAUUCUUUGUCCUAAAAUAUGGGAUUAGUUUUCCGUUUAUCUAGUGUACACAACAAGUGUAUGGUGAUUGGGAACUAGAAAUAUAUACUUUAUUUUUCUGUAAAUGAUGCUAAAAGUAGUGUGAUUAUUUGGACCGU
This is a messenger RNA of Abrus precatorius (Indian licorice), 1092 nucleotides long. Its product is annotated as vacuolar protein sorting-associated protein 22 homolog 1. Gene Ontology annotation, cellular component: ESCRT II complex. The record is from RefSeq and is a predicted model, not a curated record. The transcript has 6 exons. Gene Ontology annotation, biological process: protein transport to vacuole involved in ubiquitin-dependent protein catabolic process via the multivesicular body sorting pathway. Lineage: Eukaryota; Viridiplantae; Streptophyta; Magnoliopsida; Fabales; Fabaceae. Bases 107 to 859 code for a protein of 250 amino acids.